AUGGCAAACAAGCUGAAAUUCUAUAACUUUACAAGUGCAAUAGAUGUUGGGUUUUGGCAAGUUUUGGCGAAGAAAAAAUUAGAAGAAAUUAAGCUUCAAGACGAUUUUAUUGGUAUUUUUGGGUAUUAUUCUCCUUCUCAGCAUCAAGAUCUGCCUCCUUUAUUCCAUGUUGUACCAGACUCAUUGAUUGCUAUAGAAAGUAACAUUCCUCAUGGGAGUAUUAAAGCCAACGGCUACUUAAAAAUAUUCAACACUCUUGAAGAAUUCAAAAAUGCUGACAGGGAAAAAUUAUUAGCUGAGGCAGGUAAAAAUGUAUUAACAGACGGCAACCAAAAUGCCUUUAUUUUAAUAGUUUACGCAGAUUUGAAGUCUUAUGUGUUUUAUUAUUGGUAAAAUCUACAUAGAAUUGCGUUCCCAAUGAUAAACUUUGAGCCUGUUGAAUAUUCUAUACAUCCUUUAGCUGACCAUUUUGAUGCAGAUAAGCUAAAAGAAGCUUUAGCUGCAAAAUUGCAAAGAGGUGAAAAUCUGUCUGCAUUUUUAGGAUUAAAACGAAAUGAUGAAGGCUAUGAGCUGUUAAAUGGGCCCUCAGACAUUAUUUGCUUUAUAGAUCCUGCACCAAAGCAUGAUUUUCCUGGCGCCCCUUUAAGAAAUAUUUUAUCUUAUAUUUCCCAAUCUCACUCAAGAAGUAUAGACGUUGUCGCUAUUAAAGACCUAAUUUCAAGCAACCCAAACAAUUUCUCAUUACUCCCCCCCCCCCCCUCCGUGAGCGAACAAAACCAUUAGAAAAAUCGCCAUUUUUUGACCAAAAAACCCACCCUCCGUGAGUGAACAAAAAUUUUUUUAAUAGAAAAAAUUUUAAUGGAAAAAAAUUUUGAUAUAUAAGUGAUAAUUAGUAUAAUGAAAUCUAGAGCUAAUUCUGUUUAAUUUUAAACAAAUUGCGUUUUAAAACAUAAAUUUUGCAAAUUAAAUUAAUAUUUGCUUCCCAAUUUUUGCAAAUUAGGAUUUUUUUAAAAUUUCGAAAAAAAAUAUUUUUUAUAAAAAUUAUAUAUAAAUUUUUUUUUUUAAAAAAAAAUUAACCCCCCUCCGUGAGCGAACAAAAUUUUUUUGUUCGCUCACGGAGGGGGGGGGGGGGUUAGGAAAUUCUCAGUAUUAUCAAAUAACUUUGCCUGAAAUUAAUGAAGUGAAGUUUCUUGGGUGGGAAUUAAACGCAAAAGGAAAGCUUGGACCAAGAGUUGUUGAUUUAAGACCUCAGCUAGACCCAUUGAUUUUAGCUCAGAGUGCAGUUGAUUUGAACCUAAAGCUUAUGAGAUGGAGGAUGCUCCCUGAGCUGAACCUUGAUAUAAUUUCUGAGAAAUCAUGCUUAUUAUUAGGGUCUGGAACUCUAGGCUGCCAAGUCUCUAGAAAUCUUAUGGCUUGGGGCGUUAAAAAAAUUACAUUUGUAGACUCAGGAAAAGUAUCCCACUCUAAUCCUGUCAGACAAAGCUUAUUUGAUUUCGAAGAUGCUAGACUUGCUAAACUUAAAGCAAUAGCUGCCGCAGAUAACUUGAAAAGAAUAUACCCAGGGGUUGAUGCUGAAGGGAUUCAGCUUGAAAUUCCUAUGCCAGGCCAUUCAAUAGCUGGAAAGGAAGCUUUUGUUAAAGAACAAUUUGAAAAACUUGAAGCUCUUAUAAGAUCCCAUGAUAUCGUAUUUCUGCUAACCGACACAAGAGAGUCAAGAUGGGUGCCAACGCUAAUUACGACUGCUCUGGAUAAAACAUGCAUUUCUGUAGGAUUGGGAUUUGACAGCUUUGUGGUCGUUAGGCAUGGAGGGACUCCAUUUGUGGAAAAUUCAGAAAGACUUGGUUGUUAUUUUUGCAAUGAUGUAGUAGGCCCAAGAAACAGUACAAAUGAUAGAACACUUGACCAAAUGUGUACAGUCACAAGGCCAGGGCUUUCAUUUCUUGCCAGCUCAUUUGCAGUAGAGCUGCUUAUAUCUCUUUUGCAUCAUCCAGAAGUGCAUAAGGCGCCUCAUAAUUCUGAAACUCCUCUUGGAAUUUUGCCCCAUCAGCUCAGAGGGAAUUUUGGCGGCUUUUCAAUAAUGAACUACUAUGGAACUGCUUUUUCCAAAUGCACAGGAUGUGGAACUACUGUAGUUUCUGAGUACUUAGAAAAAGGUUUCGAUUUUGUUGCAAAUGCCUGCAAUGACCCUGAUUUCCUCGAAGAAAUAUGUGGGCUUAAGAGUUUAGACAGCCUAAACGAAGGCGACCUUAUAGAAAUAGAUUAA
This is a messenger RNA of Blepharisma stoltei, 2263 nucleotides long. Lineage: Eukaryota; Ciliophora; Heterotrichea; Heterotrichida; Blepharismidae. The record is from the annotation of a GenBank genome assembly.